This is a messenger RNA of Oncorhynchus mykiss (rainbow trout), 3149 nucleotides long. RefSeq names its product melanin-concentrating hormone receptor 1b (gene mchr1b). Gene Ontology annotation, molecular function: neuropeptide binding; melanin-concentrating hormone receptor activity. The record is from RefSeq and is a predicted model, not a curated record. Lineage: Eukaryota; Metazoa; Chordata; Actinopteri; Salmoniformes; Salmonidae. Gene Ontology annotation, cellular component: neuron projection; plasma membrane. Gene Ontology annotation, biological process: neuropeptide signaling pathway.
UAUGCAUCUCUGUCUGUCACAUAACUUUGUUAUGCCUGAUGCAGCAAUAGGCAAUAUAGAUUAAAGUGUUGUUGUACUAUUUAAAACACAUUUAUUUUACAUAGCUAGUUAGAUGGUGAAAACAUAGGAAAGUGCGUCACCUAGUGGCAAAUGGUUUCCACUACGGUCUACACACAAAAUAAUAAUGCUUACACCCUGGUGUCAAGGGACGAAAGGCAAUGAAAUUAAUGAUUGGAAUACAAAUAGCUACAUUUCGAAGGAUUGUCAAUGUCCCCCUAUCCUUGUGGCACUUUUUUUGUUCUUAGUUGUUGUCAAUCCAACAAACAGUGCCAUCACAAACGGGCAUCAAUAUUGACAGUGGCACUGUGUUACUUGUGCACCUAGGCACUUACAAACUGGUAUCACACAUAGCCUAUUAUUGCUACGAUGCAAAAUCAGUUGUCACUACGUGUCUCUAUGUACCCCUCCUCUUUUUCUCUGCCAUAUAAGGCAGGAUGCGAAGCCACCAUAUGAAAUGUUGGCAAGGCACAUCACUGUAAACCUCACAGGCUCUCUUUCAAGAAGUAUUCUUGUGUGAGGGAGUGCUUUGAUUAGCAACACUACUGGUGUAAAGAUAGAAGAAGACCAAUUGGAUUUUGAGGAGAGGCUACAGAAAUAGAAGCAGUAAAAGGUCAGUGUGUACAAAUUCACCCCGUCUCCACUGAAUUACUUUGAUUGAUUGAUUAAUUGAUGUACUAGAAUAAUUGGAGCCUGGUUCAUCACCAAUAAUUACAAUGCACAGCAUAGACAAGGGCGCCCGUGCCUUUCUUUGGGUCUAAGAUGUUUACAAUUCGGGUUGUAAAGAAUGUUGAGUAGUUACAAAUGUUUCACCUUUAUAUUUUUGAGACUGUGAUGAGGAGAAGGAAUUUCCCGAAUAUAUUUUGAUGUCAUUACAACAAUUCUUGCUACUAUGGAAUAAUACAUUUCACUAUUCGACAGCAUCUAUUUGAGCACGAAGUGGGUUUUAUUGACAGUAGCCAAGCAGCACAACAAUAGUAUAGCCUACUGAUGGCAGAAUAUUUAUUUCUAUAGUCUACUCUGAUGGUAAUUAGGCCUACGUUAUUUGCCUGUUUUCACAUCAUUUUUCAUUUAGAGCCCAUCCAUUUGUUGAGCUUAGUCUAACUUCGAAAUGGACUUCGAAAAUGUAUCGAAUGAGAACUGGUCUCAGACGUCUCUCCCAUCAUAUAACUCACCCGAAAGUCCAGCAGAAAAUGAUGUGCCCUACCACAACGUCCUAAUGCCCAGCAUUUUCGGUGUCAUCUGUUUCUUUGGGAUUAUUGGCAACUGCAUUGUCAUCUACACCAUUGUGAAGAAGACCAAGUUCCGAGCCCAGCAGACAGUGCCGGACAUCUUCAUCUUCAGCUUGUCUUUAGUGGACCUCCUCUUCCUCCUGGGCAUGCCCUUCCUCAUCCACCAGCUCCUGGGCAACGGUUCCUGGUGCUUUGGUGACAUCAUGUGCACGGUCAUAACCGCCUUGGACUCCAACAGCCAGAUAGUGAGCACCUACAUCCUCACCGUCAUGACUCUGGACCGCUACCUGGCCACGGUCCAUCCCAUCCGCUUCAACCAUGUGCGCACACCCUGCAUGGCGGGGGCUGCGGUGGGUCUGGUGUGGGUGCUCUCACUGGUCUCCAUCACUCCCGUGUGGAUGUAUGCUGGCCUUAUGCCCCGAGGGGACGGCUCAGUGGGCUGUGCCCUCCUGCUGCCCAAUCCAGCCACUGACACCUACUGGUUUACCCUCUACCAGUUUGUGAUGGCCUUCGCCCUGCCUCUGGUCAUCAUCUGCGUGGUGUUCUUCAAGAUCCUUCAGAACAUGUCUGCCACAGUGGCCCCCCUGCCCCAGCGCAGCUUGAGAGUACGUACACGUAAGGUGACCCGUAUGGCUGUGGCUAUAUGCCUGGCCUUCUUCAUCUGCUGGGCUCCGUACUACAUCCUGCAGCUGGCCCACCUGGGGGUUCAGAGGCCCAGCUUUGCCUUCCUCUAUGUCUACAACAUUGCCAUCAGCAUGGGUUACGCUAACAGCUGCGUCAACCCAUACCUCUACAUUUUGCUGAGUGAGACCUUUAAGAGGCAGUUCAUUGUGGCCAUCCGGCCGAACAAUCGGGUCUUCAGGUUGAACUCUGUCAUGGCUGACGGUAGUGUGAGUCUGAGACUGGCCCCAGAGUGUAAUCAUCAGUCUCAGUCCUCCAGAGACCUACUAGUACACAACAUGCUGCCUGUCACUGUGGCUGUGCACUGAGUCAGAAGCCCUAGCCGAGCCCCAUCCCUCAGCCCUAGUUCCAUGAAUCUGGGCUCUCUCUCAGCUCAGUGGGAAGUGGUGCCCCCAUCAGACAGUCAUGCUCCCAAUGUGUAUGACAGGGUUAACGUGCAAUGUAUGUAGAAAUGCUGAGUGUGUACAGUAUCUAUUUUGUACACAGCAGUACUGUGUUUAUAAGACACUUUUCCCUACAGGGACAUUCAACUUCAUCCUAUUAAUCCUAUCCUAUCAUGCUCUAAUGAAGGAACUGUGAAUACAGGGACUUUGUACUAGUAUUCAGUAGGCAAUUGAACUGUAGGCUAUUAGUAACAAUGUGAACUUUUAUAAAAGGAAGUCAGCCCACAGUUAUCAAUAACACUAUUUUGCAGUUCUGUUUCAAGUGGUAACAAUUUGUAUUUCGUUUUCUUUGAUGAUUUGACAGAAUUCCACUUCAGUUCAAUGUGUUAAAACAGGUUUAUUUGUAGAUAUGUGAUAUUCUGUGAUUCUGUCAUCGGUCCGUCCAGUCAGUGAUCUGAGAUGCAGGGAAAUCACACCUUGUCGUAAUGUAAUCUAUGUCUAUACUGGGACCUGUGUGAUGACUGUGAUCAUUGAGAAAGUUGUGACAUAUUGAUGUAUUAUUGUGGGCUAUCUUCUAAUGUGUUGUCCUUAGUCAUUUUGUAAUAUUGAAUAUGUGCAGCCUGUCUAUUACCAUGUAAUGUCCGUGAUCACCAAGGAAACCUCUAGGUUGUUAUCUUUGGGAAAAUAAUAAUGUUCUGAUGCACGAUACAGUGUUGAAUGACUGCAAUUGAUCCAAAGGGAUUUCUAGAUGUUACAAUAAAGAAUUAAAGCAUGAGACGUAAGAAAAACCCAAUGC